This is a messenger RNA of Gadus morhua (Atlantic cod), 3769 nucleotides long. RefSeq names its product transmembrane protein 255B (gene tmem255b). Lineage: Eukaryota; Metazoa; Chordata; Actinopteri; Gadiformes; Gadidae. The transcript is spliced from 9 exons. The coding region runs from base 316 to 1371 and encodes 351 amino acids. The record is from RefSeq and is a predicted model, not a curated record.
UCUCUACGUCCGUCUACUUGGAAGAGCAAUUCAAGGAAUACGUCCAGAUAUGUGAGCGUCCCGGUUUAGCGUCGGCUGGCUGAAGACAGAUUGAGGAAGUGGACCGGUGCGGAGGUAUCGGUGUGGACGUAUCGAUAUCGGGAGCAGAUCUGAGGUAACUUCGUAGGCUACCCGUUGCAUCGCGACGUGACCACGGGGGAUGCAUUGAGUCGUCAAAGGCACCCAAGGUCUCGACUAAAACACCGUGGACUACUUUAUUGUUACUUUGGAUUUGUUAUUUACUUCCCUAAUCGGGAAAUCAUCGGUGCAGUGAGAAUGCAGCCGCCGGCGACCCUGCAGAUCCCCCUGCAGACCCCCCUGCAGACCACGCAGCAGACCACCCAGCAGACUCUCCAGCAGACCCUCCAGACGACCCCCCAGCAGCCGAACAGCGACGACCAGGACCCGGCAGAAUGCUUUAACAAGCGGAGGCUGAGGGUUCACCAACUCACCGGCGUCCUGUUCGCCCUCUCCCUGGUGGUGUUGGUGGUAGGUCUGGUCUGCGCCACACUCACCGAAAACGUAGCGGUAUCCGGCUACUACUCCGGAGUCAUAUUGACUUUUGGAGCGUUCCUAGGCCUCGUUGGGAUGCACCUCCAGGAGAACAGACGGCACAUGUUGAUAGCCGCUAUAAUCUUCAUCAGUCUCGGAGUCAUUGCUGCCUUCUUCUGUGCCAUUUUCGACGGGGUGAUCGCUGGCGAGUGGAUAGACAUUCAGCCGCUGCUGGACGGCAGCUGUGACUUCUACUCAAGUACCCUGGGAUACGGCUACGACACCUACUACACACAGGUACUAUGUCCCUCGCAACAAGAAACAGGAUGCAAGCUGAAAGUCAGGCACAACAGCUGUUACUGCUGCUACAAAUGUGAUAGCUAUUUAGACCAGUACCAUAUUUUCGAGGGGGUGAACAGCUGCUGGGAUGUGGUCCACCUCCACCGGCUGCUCUGGACCUCUGUGUGCCUCAACAUCCUUGCUGUCAGCCUGGGUAUCAUCACCGCCGCACUGCUUGGAGCCUACAAGGACCUGCCCAAGCCGUCCCUCCAUGUGACUCCACCCCCGGCACCCCUCCCCCACUUCCUCUACAACCCCACCCAGCACAUGAUGACCUACCCGAUGCAGCCCUACCUGACCCAGCCGGUGAUGCACACCCCACAGUACCACCCUGAGGGGCAGCACCACGCCUCCGACCAGCCCCGGGUGCCUCACCCCCCCACCCAGCCUAACCAGGAGGAGGGGGGGCACCCUGACCUCUACACCCUCACCCCUGACGCCCCUGUGCUCUACGCCGCGGCCUACACCCCCUUCGUGAAGCCCCCGCCUUACGCCUACUAGCGACCUCCUGACUACCUACCUUCAUGGCCACGCCUCCCAUCCUCACAGGACGUAGCGUCCCGUCCUCCUGGACGUAGCGUCCUGUCCUCCUGGACGUAGCGUCCUGUCUUUAUAGGACGUAGCGUCCUUCCUUUAUAGGACGUAGCGUCCUGUCUUUAUGGGACGUAGCGUCCUGUCUUUAUGGGACGUAGCGUCCUUCCUUUAUAGGACGUAGCGUCCUGUCUUUAUAGGACGUAGCGUCCUUCCUUUAUAGGGCGUAGCGUCCUGUCUUUAUGGGACGUAGCGUCCUUCCUUUAUAGGACGUAGCGUCCUGUCUUUACAGGAUAUAGCGUCCUUCCUUUAUAGGGUGUAGCGUCCUGUCUUUAUGGGACGAAGCAUUCUUUAUUUAUAGGACGUAGCGUCCUGUCUUUAUAGGACGUAGCGUCCUUUCUUUAUGGGACGUAGCGUCCUGUCUUUAUGGGACGUAGCAUUCUUUAUUUAUAGGACGUAGCGUCCUGUCUUUAUAGGACAUAGCGUCCUGUCUUUAUAGGACGUAGCGUCCUUCCUUUAUAGGACGUAGCGUCCUGUCUUUAUGGGACGUAGCGUCCUGUCUUUAUGGGACGUAGCGUCUUGUCUUUAUGGGACGUAGCGUCCUGUCUUUAUGGGACGUAGAUUCCUUCCUUUAUAGGGCGUAGCGUCCCGUCCUCAUUGGAUGAGGCGUCUCCCUCACCAUAACCUUACCCUAACCAAACCUCCGCUUAUCCUAACUAACCUUAACCAAACCUACUAGUACCUUUAUCUAACCAUAAACCCCCCCCCCCCUACCUUAACCUAACCAUAACAAAGCCUCCCCUUACCAUAAGCUUACUGUAACCGAUCCCCCUGUUACCAUUACCUUACCCGAACAAAACUUCCCCUUACUGUUAACUAACCUUAAUCAAACCUUCCUUUACUAUAACCUUACCAUUACCAAACCGGCCCUUAUGGUUACAUAACCUUAAUUAAACCAUACCAUAACCAUACCUUAACCACACCACCCUUUACUGCUAACUAACCAUAACCAAAUCCUACCUUAUCAUAUGCUUACCCUAACCAAACCUCCUCUUAGCUUAACUUACGUUAACCAAACAUACCCGACCCUUUAUCUAACCUUAACCAAGCUUUGUCUUACCAUAAGCUUACCUUAAUCAAACCUUCUCUCACCAUAACCAAACCUUCCAAUACCAUAACCUUACCUUAAAUAAUUAUCCCCUUACCAUACCCUUACCCUAAACAAUCGUCCCCUCAGCAUAACAUUACCUUAACUUAACAUCCUCUGACCAUAACCUUACUUUCCUUGACAAUAACCUUAACCGGAACCAAACCUUCUUUCAACAUUGCCUAACCUUCAAAAACCUGUUACUGUUACCAAACCAUAACUUCCCUUUAUCAUUUCCUCACCUUCAAACCUUCCCUUAUCAUAAAUUCACAUUUAUUGACUGAUAUUACAUUUGUUAUUAUUUAUUAUUAAAGUGAUGGACAAUAUAAAUCCAUAAUUCAAUUAAGAUUAUGUUAUUGAGGGUGAUUGUGAUUAAGUGAAUGCAUUUAGUAUCAGAAAAUGAUGUUCCAUUAAAUCCAUUGCAAGGUCACAUACAUAUAGUAAAUGUUCCUUCUAUUCCUUCAAGCUGAUAAUAAGGUUGUAGUCUAUUUAACAUCCUGGCUAAUAAGAAAAGCCAGUGAAUAAUUGCAUGCACUCACGCUGAUAUUUCAGCUAAAUGAAGCAUGGUAUUUUUGACUUUGAGGAAGUUCAAACUACUCACAACAGAGAAGGGGGUGGGGGGGGGGGGGUAUUAAGACACACCCUUACAAUCCUGAGUCAUUCGAAGAAUGAGUAAAUUAGUUUACGUUGAGUAUCAAUACACUUUUUGACAUUUUCUUGACGAGGUAUUUUGUAGCUGUGAAGUGGGUAAAUCCCUCUGCGAUAUCUUAUGCUAUUUAUACAUACAUAAUAUAGUUACAUAUGCGUUUUUAGAUCCUGUUGUCCUACUUUAAUGUGACCUAACUCUUGAUGGCUGAUCUGAUCUCUAUCCUGAGUUGACAUAACAAGUGUUUGUUGGUGUCUGCACCCAUGUUCUGUCUAUUCUAAUAUGAUUUAUAUACAAAGGGCUUCCUAAAAACUGUACACACUUACGUUAGCAUACACGCUUAUGUUUAAACAAUAUUAAAAAUAACGUUUGACACACAGGGCUAUGAUGAACGAUCUAAACACAACACAUACCGAUAUUAAAAACAGUUUUACAUAGAUGUGUAUUUUCAACAAAAUUAUCAAAUGACACAGUCUCAAGUAACAAAUAAUAAAAUAAUCUACAUUGUUGACCAUUGAUGUUUGUGUUUGUGUUGAUAUAUUUAGACCUUGAAUAAAGGAAAUGUGUAUAAAGAA